Messenger RNA from Plutella xylostella (diamondback moth), 2801 nucleotides. NCBI's taxonomy places the organism in Eukaryota, Metazoa, Arthropoda, Insecta, Lepidoptera, Plutellidae. The record is from RefSeq and is a predicted model, not a curated record.
CAACCGUGCAGGCUACACGGCUACGCGCUACGCCGUAGCAAAGCCUACGAAGUUCGUAGCAAUCGUGCAGGAGUGAUUUGGUGAAAAAGAAAAAAAAAACAUUUGGUCGGUUUCGGUUGUGAUUUAACUUAGUCCUCAUUCUGAGGAUUUAAAAGUGUUUAAACGAAAGAUCAGUAAGAAGUUAAAAAUAAGGUACCUAGUUAUUAAGUGUUGGUAUAAGAUUGUUGUAAGGUUGUAUAAUAGUGCGUGUUGUGACAUUAGAGCCCAGUGUUUAUCGUUAUAGUUUGUAAGCUGAUAUCGGUCACUGCUGUAAGAUAUCCCACUUCAACACUGCUUUCAGUCACGCGACUGUGAAAAUCGGUACCUGGAGCGCUGCCAAUGGUCACAAAUCCACUUCAGCCUUUAAUAAAUCAAACAGCAAGCUGUUUAAAAUAAGAUUGACAUCAAAAUGCUGUUGGAUCGAUGAUAGAUAAGACAACUGUUGCGAACGAUGACGUCAUCAAAUGAAAACCACUAACAACCGACCAAACAUGGACAUAGAUCAUGUGGUAUUGGAUAAGGAAGCCAUCAACCGUUUUGAACAGUACACCCUAGCGAAGCCAACUCUAAAUGGCGGAAUCGCAUUGGACAGAAGCCAAGAUGGCGAAUCCAUGGCGUCGACGAGUAGAAAACGAGCACAUUUGUCCCGCCAAAAAGUUGUUUGCUGCUUUUGUUUCAAAACGACCAAGUACAGAAGAAAACAAUUCAUUAUCGGCUUCCUAACAAACCUUGUGAUAUUUUCAGUACUUAUAGCGUACACUUUUCUAGGAUCAUUCAUAUUUUUAGCUAUAGAAGGCGGGUCGGACCUGCCGGUGCGGCCGAGGAUUCUGCCGGACCGGCAAAAGUUGAGCCACAAAGAUGUGAAUGCGACGGUAAAAAAAGAACCGGAGGAGGAGUUAGACUAUGGAAACUUGACGUUUUCCGCGAACUACUUUUGGGAUGCUCGAAGUCGUGCGGUGGAGAACAUUUGGGAAAUAACUGUGUCGCUGAAUAUCUUGUACCGGGAGAAUUGGACGCGGCUAGCCGCACAAGAGAUACUUAAAUUCCAAAACGAGCUGAUGCAACGGGUGACGACAGAAAUGGCGGCGCAGUACGGCGUCAGUUACCGGGAGAUGGCAUUGGGGGAAUUCGGAAGUGACGUCACGAACCACUACGAAGAGCACGAAUGGAAUUUGGCCCUCGCGUUCUUCUACUCGCUCACCGUUUUGACGACUAUUGGCUACGGUAACAUCGCGCCACGAACUAUGCUUGGCAAGGGCGUCACAAUUCUCUACGCCCUGUUCGGCAUUCCGCUAACACUCGUCUAUCUCUCGAGCGUUGGCUCUCUCCUAUCAAAGAUGGCUAGAAGUGUCUUCAGCCGAGCCCUCUGCUGCUGCCUCUGCUCCAACUGCGGCUACUGCUGCUACGACGAAAGAAGAAUGGCCGAAAAGGAAAGAAGAAUGAAACUAAAGAGACAGCAGGAAGAAAUGAUAAACAGCCAAAACACGAGCAAAACUCCAACGGAGGAAUGCUAUGUCCUCAAACCUGACAGCCAAAAAGAUUCAUCCAUAUCAGAUAAACCAGCAACAAGUACUGCCAAAGAGGAUCUGAUCAGCUGGCCUGAUACGGACUCUAAGCUAUCUAUGCGCGGUUUGAGCAUACUUGCCCCUGUGCUGCUUUGUUUAGCAGCCAUAUUCAUUUACAUAUCUAUUGGAGCUUUAGUCCUUUUUAAACUUGACAACAUGAAUAUUGUAGACGGAUUUUACUUUUGUUUCAUGGCGUUAAGCACUAUCGGUUUUGGUAGCAUAAUUCCAGGAAUGGGAUACGCUACAAUUAACGGCGUUCGCUAUUAUACUAUUAAUUCUGUAACGCUGUGGUUUUGUUCUGCUUACACAUUGACUGGUCUAGCUUUGACUGCGAUGUGUUUCGGAGUAAUACACGACGAGAUCAUCUACAGAAUCAAACACCAACAGAAAGAAUGGUCUCAAAAGAGCAAUAUUGUGAACGAUGAAGUCAAUUUAAACGAUCCAUUUUAUAUGACGUCCUGACAUAUGUAUAAUAAAGGAAAGUCAGAAAAUUUGUAUAGCAUCAUGGAAGAUGCAUCAGUUUUAGAAAGAAAUAGAAUUGAAAUUGAUAAUAAGGAAGUGGUUUUAAGUGUAGAUGAUAUCCCGACGUUAGGAAAUAAUACUGAGGAGUUUCCACCCCCGCCGCCGGUUGAAGAAGAGAUUGUGACAAUUGUUACAAAGAAAGAGCCCAAAGGGGCCUUUGGUAACAUGGUGGCGUAUAAUGCACUGCCAGAAAUGUUAGAACAUGUAAAUGCGUCAUAAUGUAGUGAUAGGGAUCUUACUUAUGAGUUAUAAAGUCUAAAACUUAUUUUUUCCAUUGUUCCCUUUUAAAACAUUUCAACGUUUAUUUAAGUAUACUAUUUUUCACAGGCUGUGACUUAACACUUGUUUAUGAAUGUACCAAAUUCUGACUUAUUAUGACUUGAUAAAGAUAUUCAAAUACUUUAGUAUAAUUUACUGACCUCUACAAAUUCUUGUAUAUUGAUACCUAUCUAUUUUUAAACUUGUUUAUAAAUACUAAUACUAUUGCCAAGUUUUGUGUAUAAAAAGUGUAUAUACUUGUAAAGUUGGUCAUUGUAAAUAGAAGAUAUGCAAUAUCUUUGAAUUAUCUAAAUGUAAGUACUACAUAAUAAUAUAAGUGUAAUUUUCAAAAACAUCAGAACUGUUGAUAUCAAACUCUGUAAUUUUAAAUGUCUAAAUUAGUAUAAAUUGUUAGAA